Messenger RNA from Fusarium verticillioides 7600, 1843 nucleotides. Its product is annotated as cation transporter ChaC. Gene Ontology annotation, molecular function: gamma-glutamylcyclotransferase activity; glutathione specific gamma-glutamylcyclotransferase activity. The record is from RefSeq and is a predicted model, not a curated record. The coding region runs from base 758 to 1453 and encodes 231 amino acids. The transcript has 6 exons. Gene Ontology annotation, cellular component: cytoplasm. Lineage: Eukaryota; Fungi; Ascomycota; Sordariomycetes; Hypocreales; Nectriaceae. Gene Ontology annotation, biological process: glutathione catabolic process.
CCUACCUACCUACCUACCUUACCUAGGUAGGGUACAUACGGAUAGUCAAUUCACUACGUACUGAACAGAUACAUAGAUACUGUGCAAAUCGCAAAUAGUCCUGGUAACUUUUAAAAUCAGAGACAGGAGGUGUGCUCACCGGAGAGCUAAAAUUAGAUAUCAGCAUCGAAGAUCAUACCAAGAAGGGGCUUCACUUUCAUUUUCGGGGUCUGAUAGAUGGGACAGCCCAGAUGAAGAAAGGACCCUUCCCUUGGGUAAGGUUCUCGGACACGGCAGCAGCGGUCCCGUCCGUUAUGUGGGCCAUCAGAUCCAAUGACGUCGAUGCGAAAAAGGGAGCAGUCAGCCACUUUGAACCCAAGAAAAGCCUCAGCCACUAGAAUCGAGCAUCUCAGUGGAGGCGCGGAGGGGAGCAUGGAGCCUAGGGGACGAGAAGGAGAAAUAUGUUCCAUUAUUGUUCUAUGGUUUUCUCUGACCCCUGCUUGCAAGCCUCCUCUCGUUCUUAGUGGCUAUCACCUCAUCAGUCGGACAAGACACGAUAUACCUCCACUACCUCAGUACGUUAGGUGUGUACACCCGUCUUCAAUAUAGUCUCUAUACCUUGGGUCGAGCGAGGUUAGGUCUUGAGAUCAUUCUGAAACUCGGCAAGAAUCACUUCAUCAAGAUCAAUUGUCAGCUGGACCGUAUCGUCUUGUGUACUCUCAAGCCCAGUCAACCAAUCUAAAUAGACAAUUGCCUGCCUACUUGUUUCCUUUUCACAAUGCCCGAUCAAGACUCAUCACAACCCUCCGAAUUCUGGUUAUAUGGAUACGGAAGCUUGAUAUGGAAGCCUCCGCCACACUUUGACCGUAGAAUUGCUGGAUGGGUAGAUGGCUAUGUUCGUCGAUUCUGGCAGGCUAGUGAGGACCAUAGAGGCACUCCUGAGGCCCCCGGACGGGUCGUCACUCUGAUCGAGAGAUCUUACUGGGAACAGCUAACUGAUAGUCACGACUCUGCUCCAGAGCGAGUUUGGGGGGUUGCAUAUCGUAUCAUUCCCGAGAAAGUAACCGAAGUCAAGGAGUAUCUCGAUAUUCGUGAGAUCAACGGCUACACCAUUCACUACGCUCCAUUCCAUCCUGCCGAUGGCUCCCCCCCUAUUCGCACUCUGGUCUACAUCGGAACCCCAGAUAAUGAGCAAUUUGUCGGUCCCCAGGAGCCCCAGGAGCUCGCCGAGCACAUCUUCCGCAGUCAAGGCCCCAGCGGCCUGAACAAAGACUACCUGUUGAGUCUCGAUACCGCCCUCAGUGAGCUUGCUCCCGAUAGUGGCGAUCAUCACAUCCAUGAUCUGGCCCGCCGUGUCCGGGAACUUGAGAAGAAUUGUGAGGAUGAAACUAAACUCCGCAACCCGACGACUUCAGUCCAUCAGCAAAAGCACAGUACCGAAGAAGCAGAAGAAAUCGAAGAGCCACAUCACUAGGAAACGGGCAAUGCAUCAAAUACACAGACAACCUCAGCAAGCAUAUAUAACUAGACUAUAGAUCCUCAUGGUGAAUAGCGUACUUAUAAUGAGCAGCUAGAUGCCGCUCCUCAAGCUUCAUGUCAUCGCUCCACAACUGUCACCAAUUUCGGUCUCGGUUAGCCAGCGACAUUCACGUAUCAAAGCACAUGUAAUCAAAAGGAACAUGUCGCAUGCAGCGCCAUUUCGCAAUUUUGUUCUUGCCCUACAGAGGCAAUCCUCCAUCACUUUUUCGCUCAAGGUUCAUUCGUAAAACGGCCGUGUCAAGAUGGCAAACCAUACCAGCCCAAAUGCCAUACCAUGCCCCCUAAAAACCACGCUUCAACCUAAGUGCCCGGGUAUAAUUCUGCG